This is a messenger RNA of Exophiala bonariae, 996 nucleotides long. RefSeq lists its product as uncharacterized. Gene Ontology annotation, molecular function: FMN binding; riboflavin reductase (NADPH) activity. The coding region runs from base 1 to 996 and encodes 331 amino acids. NCBI's taxonomy places the organism in Eukaryota, Fungi, Ascomycota, Eurotiomycetes, Chaetothyriales, Herpotrichiellaceae. The transcript has a single exon. The record is from RefSeq and is a predicted model, not a curated record.
AUGGCAACAACAGUAGUGAGCGCAAAACUUGCUAGAGCCAGCAGAGUUAAUUCGAGCCGCCUUCGACCUCAUUCGCUGCUGGGGGUACUCAGGGGAUGCGAGUGUGACUUUAAUGGUGCUCCCGGAGCUCGGACUUUCCAAAUACUAUGUCGCCUCAAUAGCGGGCUCAGUCGGCCCACGCCGUCGAGGAACAAUGGUUCGAGAAACCAUCAGCAUCACGGUGCACUAGUUCAAACCAACACUAUUCUUUCAGGCGCACCAAAAUACUCGAGAAGUCAGCACACUGCCCCUGCGACAUCUCUCGAGAAGGAGCAUAACACCAAAACCUCUGAAGAUCUUUCUAACUCGGUCAAGCGACUUAUGCGACAUGUUCCCCAUCCAGUCGCUGUCAUUACCGCCACAGAUGUCUCAGUGAACCCAGAAGGAGGCUCCGAAGGAUGGCGUGGCGCGACUGUAUCGUCAUUCAACACCGUCACUCUCUCGCCAAAGCCGGUGGUAUCCUUCAACAUCCGGAAAAUUUCAUCCACCUUUGACGCAAUGCGAAGUUCCGGACUCUUCAAUGUUCACUUGCUCAGCGAAGCAAUCGAAGCAACCGAUAUAGCAAGCAAGUUUGCCAGUGGAAAUGCCUCAUCACCAUUCCAUGAUGAAGAAGGCGAGAUCGAAAGUUUUGCACAUCUAACCGAUCCAGCCAGGACAGCACCCUCAAGUAAAUUGCCCCCGAUUCUGCAAUCACGAGACGAGAAUGGCCAUUUGAUGGUCCCCUUUAGAUUGCACUGUCGAUAUAUGCCGGGCAAGGUUGUUGAAGUAGGGGAUCAUGUGGUCUUGUUUGGAGAAGUGCUGCAGAUCUUUCACGACGACAACGCUUUCCAUGGACAAGGUUCCAGUGCGCCCAAGCCGUGUCUUGUUUAUGUCAAUGGGAGGUAUGUCAGAGUGGAGAGCCACAGUAGUGGUAUUCCUUUUGUGCAGCGCCGUAAGUUUGCGACUGCGCCGAACUGA